This is a messenger RNA of Nicotiana attenuata, 1647 nucleotides long. RefSeq names its product 1,4-dihydroxy-2-naphthoyl-CoA synthase, peroxisomal-like. Gene Ontology annotation, molecular function: 1,4-dihydroxy-2-naphthoyl-CoA synthase activity. Gene Ontology annotation, cellular component: cytosol. Bases 154 to 1167 code for a protein of 337 amino acids. The transcript is spliced from 9 exons. Lineage: Eukaryota; Viridiplantae; Streptophyta; Magnoliopsida; Solanales; Solanaceae. The record is from RefSeq and is a predicted model, not a curated record. Gene Ontology annotation, biological process: menaquinone biosynthetic process.
AAAAUCUGACAAAACCCAAUUAUCUUAUCUCAUCUUAUCCAAUGAAUCAAAAACACCCCCUUCAACUGAUCAUAUAUUGUCAACUCCAAAACACACGAAACUCACCUAGAAAACAACAUUUUUUUGAUUUGUUAUUGUUCUGAAGCUUUAACAAUGUCAAGAAUGUCAGAGAAGGAUCUUAACACCAUGAGAAGGAGAGUGGCAUCAGUUGCAAACCAUCUUUUGCCUGCUUUUUCUUCUUCAUCUCAACAUGUUGUUUCUUCAAUUGGGUGUAGCUCUUCCAUUAAUGAUAAUUACCACAGAAUUCAUGGUGAAGUCCCAACCCACGAGCCCUUUUGGAGACUCAUUCCUUCUGACGAGAAUGGGAAGGAUUUUACUGAUAUCAUUUAUGAGAAAGCUGUUGCUGAACCCAUUGCUAAGAUAACCAUCAAUAGACCGGAUAGAAGAAAUGCUUUUCGACCACACACCAUUAAGGAGCUUAUUCGUGCAUUUAACGAUGCCAGGGAUGACGGUUCAGUGGGAGUCAUCAUCCUCACAGGAAAGGGUACAAAGGCAUUUUGUAGUGGUGGUGAUCAGGCAUUGAGAAGUAAGGAUGGUUAUGCUGAUUUUGAAAGUUUUGGUCGCCUCAAUGUUUUAGAUUUACAGGUGCAAAUUCGCCGUCUUCCAAAACCAGUAAUCGCAAUGGUUGCAGGUUAUGCUGUUGGAGGCGGACACAUCUUGCAUAUGGUUUGCGAUCUAACAAUUGCAGCAGACAAUGCUAUAUUUGGUCAGACAGGCCCAAAGGUAGGAAGUUUUGAUGCUGGUUAUGGAAGUUCAAUUAUGUCUCGUUUGGUUGGGCCGAAAAAAGCUCGUGAAAUGUGGUUUUUGACAAGGUUCUACACAGCCUCUGAAGCAGAGAAAAUGGGACUUGUGAAUACUGUUGUUCCAUUAGAUAAGUUGGAAACAGAAACAAUAAAAUGGUGUAGAGAGAUCUUAAGAAAUAGUCCUACAGCAAUACGGGUGCUAAAAUCGGCUCUCAAUGCAGUUGAUGAUGGACAUGCUGGACUUCAGGGGCUUGGGGGAGAUGCCACUCUUCUAUUUUAUGGAACUGAAGAAGGCAGCGAAGGCAAGAAUGCAUAUAAUGAACGUAGACGACCAGAUUUCUCAAAGUUUCCCCGGCUGCCUUGAGUUUCCACUGUUCUUGUUAUCUGUUAGUACAUUCCUUAUGAUGGUAUACUAAUUAUGCCAUACUAAUAAAUUUUCCUUUAAUUUAUUUACUUAUUUGGAAUAAAAGAGUCCAAAUGGAGUGACAUUGGUGAUGAGGAUUCAUAUGACCAAUCUCAACUUACUCGGGGUUGAGCUGUAGUUUGUCAUAUAGGAAUGCUGAUUCGAUUAGAGACCCGCGCGCGCAGUUUGUGACUGACAAAUGAAUUUUGGACUCAGCUCUUUGUCUCACAAAUAAACUACAGUACCUACAAGAUUGAGACUACUCAUUUUAUCCAAAAGCUACAUUACACAAAUAAGGCUGUGAUCACCAACCAGAUGGAUCUCGACCUUCUUUUAUUAUAGCAAAAAUAGCAUGAUAAUAGAAUGGUCAAAAGCUUAAAGUUGUAACUGUAAGGAGCUGAAAGUUUAUAUUUAUCCAUCGAAGCUUCGGAUUGCGUAGAA